UGUCGGCUUGAAUUGUGUUAUUAGUGUACAUGUUAUUGCUAGUAUAUGACCUAUAUUUGACAGUUUAUGAAAAUGUCAUAUAAAACUAUGUAUUGAUUAUAAAUAUACUAAUAUUUGCAUUAGUAUUGUCAAACCAAGGAUGUAAUCGUACUUAAUUUAUGAAACAUAUUAAUAUAGUAAAUGGAACACUAUAAGCUUAGUUUUUUUAUAUGAUCUCCAAAAUUUUGAUGAAUUUGUAUGUGAGUGAUUACAGUUCAUUCCUCAAAAAGUGUUUUGCGGUGUUGACGCGUAUGCAACGCUAAUGUUUGGUCCCUCAAAUUAAAUAAGUUUAUAGGUUAACUUAGGAAAAUAUUUAAAUCAAUUACUAUGCUGCCCCAACAAUACUGUUUGCGAUGGAAGUACCAUCACAACAAUCUGCAAACCAUGUUCAGCCAAUUGCUGGAGAGAGGGUGCUUUUGUGAUGUUACUUUGGCUUGUGAAGGACGAACAUUGAAAGCACACCGAGUGGUCUUGAGUGCCUGUAGCACUUUCUUUGAUAGCAUACUAACCAGCUAUGGAGAGAAAGAUCCUAUUUUGAUCAUGAAGGAUGUCAAGUUCGAUGAUGUCAAAUGCCUUGUAGAUUUCAUGUAUAAGGGAGAAAUCAAUGUUGACCAUUGUAAUUUGGCAUCUUUACUUAAAACUGCUGAAGAUUUACAUAUAAAAGGCUUAGCUGAAGUAUCUUGGCGUGAUGAGGCAUCAUCAUCUCAGUAUGAAGCCAAACCUGAAAGAAAAAUGAAGCACAAUAUGUCUCAUGUCGCAAAUGCUUCUUCCAUAGUCAGUGCUGAACUUAGUGAAAGUCAAGAUAGUUCCCCUGCUUUGAAACGCAAACGGGGUAGACCUCCAAUUGAUGAAGAAUAUUCUGAUCUGCCCAAAAUUACAUCAGUUAGUGGGGCAUAUGAUGAUUCUAAGUUUGAGGGCAGAAAUUUGGUGACUGUGAUGAUGCAUGACACUGAAGAGGCGAUGGAACCUGAUGGGACGCAGUGGAUGGAUGGAAAUGCACAUGAUAAACAUGGAUAUACUGAGGAUUUAAUUAAGGUGUUCAAAGAGAGUGAUACACCUAAUGAUACUUUUGAGGAUGACGAAUACAUGGAACCCACUGUCGAUACAGAUCCUUUAGAUACUUCUUCCAGUGUACCCAAUUAUCUUAACAGAAUUAUAAAACACGAAGAAGUGGACUGUAGUAAAAAUAAUGAUUCUCUAUUAGAUAGCGAAUGGAGUGAUGUAGUGAAAAUGAAUGACUACCUGACAAGAGGUAGAAGACCACAAUUUUGGGAAGAACCUUUUACUAAACGGGUAAUGGACGCUAUAAAGAAUAAAGACUUAGAAAUGAAAAAAGCUGCUGAAAUUCUUGGUGUUUCUUAUGGUACCCUUUAUGGAAGAUAUAGAGAUACAUAUGGUUGUCUAAAGCAUCCUUAUAGAGUACGAGACAUGUGGAGUGAACAAGGCCCAGCUGAGAUACUAGGAAUGCUGCAACGAAAAAUUAUAUCAUUGCCGCAUGCAGCUGAAAUGUUGAAUGUACCACCUAUUAGUAUUACAUCUUAUUUAGAUACCGUGAAAGACUGGGUUCAAGAUCCAGACAAUCAUGUUGACUCUUGGGAUAAUUCCGUUAGCAAUGCUGAAUCGAGUGAAAAUUUGGAUAAAGCAAUCCCAAUGCCUGCCUUAUUUUCUUUGGCAGAUAAAAAAUCUUCUGCCACAGAAGAUCUUGAUAAGUCUGAUCGCGAAGUUAAACUGAGCAAAAACAUUACCAUUCGAACUAGUUCUCCCAAGAACUUUACAGAAAGUAGUGAGGUAAGAUCAUCAGCAACACUAUUAGAUAAUCAUCCUGACAUAACAAUAAUUAAUUUAAAACGGGAGAAGAUUAAAACAGAAAAGCUCAAUAAUAACUCCAAUCUAGAUGGUCAUAUCAUAAGUGACAUCUAGUAGUUCCUAAUGGUUAUUGCAUAAGCGUUAUAUAUUAGGCAAUAAAUAAUACUCACAACAACCAACGAACAAUUUGUAUGCGAACGUAUGAUUUAUGGUAGCAUUGUUUGAGCUUUUGUACUAGGAACGAGUUGUAUCAGAAUAUGGUACGAGAAAUUUUUACAUAUAAAUUAUUGUAGAAAUUUUUUAAUAUU
Molecule: messenger RNA, 2153 nt
Organism: Ctenocephalides felis (cat flea)
Lineage: Eukaryota; Metazoa; Arthropoda; Insecta; Siphonaptera; Pulicidae
Product: protein tramtrack, beta isoform
Exons: 7
Coding region: 367-1959 (530 amino acids)
Biological process (GO): regulation of transcription by RNA polymerase II
Cellular component (GO): nucleus
Molecular function (GO): protein binding
Source: RefSeq, a predicted model, not a curated record